GGGUUAUAAAUGUUUUAAAUAAAUAAAUAGGCCUCUUCCAACUCUACUGUUCUUUGAUUUUAUAAGUCUGGUCUGCUCAAGUUUUAUCUUAAAACAGAGAUAAGGAACUGGAUUUGGCUGGUGGGCCACAUACUUAUCUCCACUACCCCACUCCACCUCAUAGGCCAACUUUGACAGUGUAAUGCACGGAGGAGAACCAUGAGUUGCCUGCAAGAUGUACCUUUCAGAAUGACUAUAAGCAUUGUAGACAACUUCAUGGAAGAGGCCAACUUUGUGUCAGCCCCUGAGUUUGAGAUGUCUAACUGUGCAGAUGUCCUGAUGUGUGCAAUGCACGAUUUCUCGCUGGAGAAGAAGGUGCUGUAUUGGAUAGACUCUGCUUCUCGGCAAGAGACCUUCUGGCACAAAGCAACCACCAGCGUUGUCCCAACAGCUCCACCUUACUGGCUUCUGCUGGUGGACUCUAAAGAAAACCUUCCAGGCCACCAUGAGCCAACAGCCACCAAACCACAGAAUGUGAUGCCCAUCCAACGGUGUGUCAACCUGCGUGCCGCAGCGGAGAAUCUCAGCUGCACCACGAACAAAGGUCAGCUGACCAAAAAGGUGAACAGAGGCCAACAUUUGGAGGAGCAAGAGGACUCUGAAGGUGAGGAGUCUUCCUCAUCCACCUCUACAGAAAGCAGCACUGAAGACAAACCCUUCUCCGACGCCAAGCACAUUCCGGGUGCGUUGCCUCAAUUUCUACGUCUUCUCCUGUGCAGGCCAAUGACUUCGAUGGUGCUGUUGGCUGCCCCUUUGGAGAGCAGAGGCCAAAAGCCCCCUCUGGUCAAGCAGAGGCAAUCCAUACUUUUGUUUAACAAUGUGAAGGAUGAGUUUGAAGGGGCCAAGAAGAAGCUCACGGCUUUCGUGCUCCCUGUGAACCCCAGGGCAAGAGAAGCCACCUUGGCUUCCAGGGCUUUCUGCCUCCACCAGCACUCCCGCAGCAACCAGAACCUGAGAUACAGGCCUGCCUCUGAUGUGUCUCUGGUGGGGACUUUAACCCCCACGCCACCGCCAACUUACUGCAACCUGAGGCCGCUGACAAUGGCAGGGCUUGUCCCUCCUACCCAAAAGCACAAGCCCACCGUCGCUGUAAGAAAAUCUCCGCCUCUUUCUGUUCCUUCUCCUUUUCACAAUCUAAAAUUGCAUGAUUUUAAACUUUUUGAGUUAAAGAGCAAAAGGGGAAAAAAGAAAGGACCAAUCAUGCGCUGAAAGUAAGUUGGCCUGGUCCUACGGAUGAGUUGAAGGCUCUACUCUGGAUGCAGAAUUCUGGGCACAAUUCAGGGAUAGCAAAUUAUGCCAGGGACUGACAGGAGGGAAGCUGCCUUAUAAGACAGCGGCAUCAUCCCCUUUGCCGUGAUGAGGGGAAGCAGGUUAAACUAUGCAAAAUAAGGAAACAUUUGCAAAUUGGCAUGAGUGAAGCCUAACACGCAUGUACUUUGAUUUCUCUGGCAUCAGAGUAACCCCGUUUGUUUGUUUGUUGCACUUAUAUUCCACCUUUGCAACAAGGAGCUCAAGGUGGCGUAUAUGUUUCUCCCUCUCUCCAUUUUAUCUUCACAACAAACCUUUGAGGUGCAGAUUAGGCUGAGAGGCAGUCACUGGCCCAAGGUCACCCAGGGAGCUUCAUGGCCGAGUAGCUAUUUGAACCCAGGUCCUAGUCCAGUCCUCUAGCCACUUUGCCACACUAGCUCUCAAAGCAUUGCUUUUAAACCUCUCUGCAGCUGUACCUGUUGUGGCUUACUUGACAUGCAGUUGUCAUGCGAAGUUGCAGUCACCAAGUGACAAAUGUGCAUAAAUGAACCGCCUUCCAGGUCAUUUCCAUGACUUCCUUGGGUCAGGAGAACCCACUGCUGGGUUGUAACCUGACUGAAGGUGGGUCCCCAAAUGCAUCUUUGGACUAAAGGUGGGUUCCAGAUCUGAAACGUUUUAGAAAAGGGGUGGGGAACCUCCGGCCCAAGUGCCAACUGUGGCCCUCGAGGCUUCUGACUCUCCCCAGCUACACCCUGCCCUGGGCUGGUGCUGGGAGGAAGGGUGGGAUAUAAAUCAAAUAAUAAAUAAAUAAGUGCUUUUGCCUUGCUGGAAUUAGAAUUCUGAUCAUGCCUCUUGCUCAUCUGGAUGUUGGCUAAACAGGGGUGCGUGAGUGUGAAACUAGCCUUUCCUACACAUGUAUAAUUUACAUUUGCUGCUCUGCCCACUUUUGCCUCUGGCCUCGCCCACCACCGGCAAGUGGCCCCUGGAAGGUUGCCCGGAAGGGAAUGCGGCCCUUCGGCUGAAAACAGUACCCCAACCCUGAUUUACAUGUGCCUGCCUUGCUCUUACAGGCACUAGUAAGGGACCAGU
Messenger RNA from Rhineura floridana, 2376 nucleotides. It is a transcript of the gene UBAP1L, whose product is annotated as ubiquitin associated protein 1 like. Bases 199 to 1248 code for a protein of 349 amino acids. Gene Ontology annotation, cellular component: ESCRT I complex. Gene Ontology annotation, molecular function: ubiquitin binding. The record is from RefSeq and is a predicted model, not a curated record. Gene Ontology annotation, biological process: ubiquitin-dependent protein catabolic process via the multivesicular body sorting pathway. NCBI's taxonomy places the organism in Eukaryota, Metazoa, Chordata, Lepidosauria, Squamata, Rhineuridae. The transcript is spliced from 3 exons.